AGACGUUUUCUCGAAAACCACUGAAGCGCAGUGACUGACACUUCUUUAUCAGAUUCCAUCUUGACCAGCCGACUUGCGAAUUCAUCUCGACUCGUCUUGAUUAUUUUGUGUUUGACAACUGAGGCAAAAUCACAAAUCGGUUAUUUAAUACUGUGCAUCGUUUAAGUGUCGCUAUUUGAUGGUUCUUUGAAACCGCUCAAGGCGACUUGUACUAGAUCGAUGUAUUAUCACGCAUGCACUGCCGAGCGCAUUGAUCGCACGCACAAAAUGUUAUAUCAUUCAGUAGAGUUGCAUGAAUCAUAUCUUUCAAUUUUAUAUUUCAGCUGUCGGUUUAAAAACCAUUAUAUUUAGUUCCGCACUCACACUUGUAAAAGUAACAGCUGUUUCUGGUAUACUUCUUACUGUACUGCACAACACUCCAGAMGCAUUAGAAUCCAUACAAAAGGUUUUACCACUGGCGAUAAAACUUCUUGGAGUCAGAGAAGGAUCUAUUAGUUUUAUCGUGAAGUCAUCCAGUUUGUCAGCCYUAAAAGAACUGUGGUCAAGCUAUAAGGAUGGAUCACUUCAAGAAAACAUCAGAAAAGUUCUUAAUGGCAUAAAAGAAGUCAGAGAAGUGUUUAAUGGAGAGGAGAUUGACGUGGAAGUCACCAUUGAUGAGGAUGAAUACAGGGAUGCAUGCUGGGACGCCGUUCUCCUGCAAAUGGCGGAUCGAUACAAACCGACUGAAGAGAUUUCCUCUGUAGGCAGAGAACAUAGGCACUCGUCAUGUGACAUGGAUUUACCCAGAGUUACCAUGACCGAGCUGGCCUGGAGCGAUUGGAUUAACGUUAGAGAAAUCUACAACGAAUCAAGGAUAGAAUCAAAAAAGAGGAGAAAAGCAGAAAAGAAAGUUGCCGAGCUAGCGCGCGAGUUACACAUCCUUGAGAACGAGAAACAACCCUUAGUAAGUGAGAGGAUUGCUCAGCUGCAGAGCGAAUUACAAAGAAUCCAACAUGAACGUGAAGAAGUGAACAGGGAGAAUGUGAGUUUGAAGAGCAAGUUGAACGAAGUAACAUCAAAACUGCUUGCAGAGCAAGAGUUUCUCAGUAAUCAAUUAGAUCCUUUGUGGGAAAGCAAACCAGAAGAAUUGUUNAAGGUUUUUCAACAGCUGACAGCUGAUCUAAUCAAGAAAGCACCAGACACAGUGGAAUUGGCUGAGAGGCUAAUGUCAGAGUUGUCAAAGAAAAUAAUCAGCCAUCCUGAGCUACAUGUUGAUGUUCUGAUGCAAAUGUUGCAGUUAAAUGCAAAGGUAUUGGGAUCACAACCAUGGUAUCACCUUGAUGAUGGUAGUAAACUGAAGUUGAUCUCAGGUAUUGAAACUAUGAUGACAUCGGUUGCUGAGCAACUUUUUAAACAUCCUGACCUGAGCACUGAUGUAUUGAUUCAAGUAAUGCAGGAAAACACAAAUACAUUGCAAAAACUACCAUGGAAUGGCCUUGAUGAUGGUAGUAAAAUGAAGGUGACCUCUGGCAUAGAAGCUAUGACGACUUCGGUUGCUGAGCGGUUUGCUAAACAUCCUGACCUGAGCACUGAUGUAUUGAUUCAAGUGAUGCAGGAAAAUACCAAGAUAUUGCAAAAACUACCAUGGUAUGAACUUGAUGAUGGAAGUAAAAUGAAGCUGAUCUCAAGUAUAGUAACUAUGACGAUUUGGGUUACCUGGCAACUUGCUGCCCAUCCUGACCUGAGCACUGAUGAAUUGAUUCGAAUUAUGCAGGAAAACACUAAAGAACUGGAGAAACUACCAUGGUAUGUCCUUGAUAAAAGAAGUAAAAUGAAGCUGAUCUCAAGUAUAGUAACUAUGACGACUUUGGUUGCUGAGCAACUUGCUAGCCAUCCUGACCUGAGCACUGAUGAAUUGAUUCAAGUGAUGCAGGAAAACACUAAAGUAUUGCAAAAAUUGCCAUGGGAGAACAUUGAUAAUGGUAUUAAAAACAAGGUGACGUCAGAUCUGGAAAGUAUGAUUAAACUUGUAAUUCGGCAUUUAUCUGAACAUCCUGAGAUCAGUAAUGACGUUUUUAAAGGUAUACUUUGCACCAGUGAAGCUAUUUUGAAGAAGAUUAGUUGGACUGAUCUUAACAGUGAUUUGCAGAACCAUGUCCUUUCGUGUUUGGACGAGCUGAUGAAAUUAGUGUCUGAAAGAGCUAUUUACCAUGGCGAGUGGGAAGUACUCAGUGACGCCGUAUCUAUUAUACUUGCGAUGUCAUCUCUACUCCGACAGUCUUCUGAUAUUACUUCACGAUUACAGUCACAUCUUGAAGCCAUGGUAGAUUCAGUUGAGAAAGGACGUGCUUUGGGCUCCUACGAUUUGAGUUGUGAAGCGAUGAUAGCCAUGAUGUCUUCUGCAUUAAAUAAACUGAAGCCUGGUAACAAACUCUCAUCUGAAGCGCUACUGGUCAUUUUGUCAAUAGUGUCUCGUAUUACCAAAGAUGAACUAGUAAGAAUAUGGUGGUAUAGCGGCGUAAAGGACCAUUUCAUGUCACUUCUACAGUACGUCCGACGUUUUCUACCUGAAGAUCUGCCGACUGCUUCUGAUGUUACAGAGCUAAAAUCACAAGUAGAUAGCCAUGUCGACACCCUGGAUCGAGUGCUGCUUCAAUUCAAUGAUAUUCAAGUGAAGGGUACGGAGAGUGAUCAGCCGUUUAUCCUUGAUGAAGUCGUCAGCGGUAUCAAGGAAGAGCUGAGUAAGCUGAAGAAAGAGUUGGCAAACAUGAUUCGCAUCUUUGAAAGGAAAUCAGAGCAUGGACAUGAAUUAAAAGAAAGUAUUCAAGUAUUGAUAGAACGAUUCGAAGUAAAACAAAAAGAAAAGGAGAUGAAACUUCGUGAGGAGCGAUUAAUGCUGCAGCGGAAACACGAAGGGGGGCUGUUUGGACUUUCUGAUGAUUCGUCUGAUGAUGAGUCAAUGUUGACAGUAACUCCUUCUAAGACAUCAACAAUUUCGAAGAAAGAAGUGACUUCUGAACAUUCUGAGGCAACAAUGUUCAAGAAAAAAAUGACUUCAGCAGGACCCUAUGAGAUGUCUGAGACCUCGGGCCCUUCUGAGACAAAAUCGAAGGAAAAAAUGACAACAGUACCUCAGCUGCAUGAACUAGACGAACCCGCGAUCCUUUAGGAUCUCUUAGGAGUGGGAGUGCUUGACGGAAAAAAGAAACCUAA
Molecule: messenger RNA, 3192 nt
Organism: Exaiptasia diaphana
Lineage: Eukaryota; Metazoa; Cnidaria; Anthozoa; Actiniaria; Aiptasiidae
Exons: 13
Coding region: 293-3148 (951 amino acids)
Source: RefSeq, a predicted model, not a curated record